AUGUCUCGGUUCUCCUGGCUCUUCACUCUGUGGUCCUUCUCAGCCCCAUUGUUGCUCCUUGUGGGGAGACAAAUGGGGCUCAGUGUUGGGUUGCAGGUGGCUGAGACAGUGAGUUGUUCCCGGUGGGGUACACCCAGUAACGAGGGUCUUUUCCACGAUGGAGACGUAGUUAUCGGUGGACUCUUCAAUCUUCAUUACCAAACUCCUGCAAUAGACCACAACUUCACUCAGCUGCCGCACUACAAAUCUUGCAAUGGUCUACAACAUGUUCCACUGCAAUAUAUUUAUGCUAUGGUGUUUGCGGUGGAAGAAAUCAAUAAUAGUACUACGCUGCUACCAGGUGUGAAGCUGGGGUACCAUAUUUUUGACAGCUGUGGCCGACCACCAUGGGCUCUGCAGGCAGCACUGUCACUGGUUGGAGGAGACAGCACCAGCUGCAAAUCAACAGACCUUCCAGGUUAUUCUACAGGGUACAGAGAGGGAAUCACAGAAAGGAAAGGUGAUCACCCCGUUCCCUUGAUCAUAGGUGGUGCUUCAUCUGUAACAGGCCAGAUACUCUCCAGACUCCUGGGGCCACUUUCUAUUAGCUACCUGUCAACCUGUCCCUGUCUAAGUGACAGGGGGAAAUUUCCUAACUUUUUCAGGACCAUCCCCAGUGAUGUGUACCAGGCCCGGGCCAUCGCCCAGCUUGCCAUACACUACAACUGGACUUGGAUUGGGGCAGUGGUAGCAAACAAUGACUAUGGCCACAUGGCAGUAAAGGUAUUUCAGGAGGAGACUCAGGGGAAAGGAGUGUGUCUGGCAUUUGUAAAGACUCUCCAAAGGGAAAAUAUUGUGAGUGAUGCCAGAAGUGCAGCUCUAACAAUUCAGGCCUCGACUGCAACUGUGAUUCUGAUCUUUUCCUGGUAUACUGAUGUGAGGGAACUGUUCCUGCAGCUAGACAAGAUAAAUGUGACUGACAGACAGUUUCUGGCCAGCGAGGCUUGGAGUACCAGUGGUAAUCUUCUCCAAAGUCUUGUCACUUCUAGAGUGGCAAGUGGUGUUCUUGGUGUAGCCAUUCGAAGUUCACCUAUACCUGGAUUUGAAAAUUAUCUCAGAACUUUGCACCCAGUUCAUCGUCCUGACAAUGAGCUCUUGAAAGAAUACUGGGAAGCUGAAUUUGGAUGUAGUCCUGGAGUCACCAGGUCUAGCCAUGCAUUAAACAUUUCUGCUGCAUCUCAUCAGGAAGCUUCUCUCCCACCCUGCAGAGGGACAGAGUCUCUGGAGGGAGUGCAGAAUCUCUUUACUGAUACCUCCCAGCUGAGAGUGACAUAUAAUGUGUACCUUGCUGUUUAUGCUGCAGCCCACGCCCUUCACAGCCUUCUCUCCUGCCCUAACAAAGACAACAGCUCCACUUGCUCCUCUCCAAAAAACAUCAAACCCAUAGAGUUUUUGCAGCACUUGAACAAAGUGAAUUUCCGCACACCACAAGAUGAAAUGUUCUACUUUCAAGGAGCCGAUAUUCCAGCAAAGUACGACCUUGUCAACUGGCAGGCCAACCCUGAUGGGUCCCAAAAACUUGUCUUGAUCGGUCGUGUGGAUGGGUUUGAUCUCCAACUCAAUGAGUCAGCUAUUCAGUGGAGCACAGGAUCCAAUCAGGUGCCUGUUUCAGUGUGUAGUGAGAGCUGCCCCCCAGGUACCCGAAAGGCCAACAGGAAAGGAGAACCUAUCUGCUGCUUUGACUGCAUCCCAUGUGCUGAUGGAGAAAUUAGCAACAAAACCGGUUCUCUUCACUGUGACCGUUGUCUAUCUGAGUUCUGGUCCAAUGCUAAACGAACCGCCUGCGUCCCUCGUCAGGUGGACUUCCUUUCCUUUAACGAAACCUUGGGCAUUACUCUGACUACAGCAGCUGUGUCUGGUGCCACAGUGACAACAGCUGUGUUUGUGGUGUUUAUUUGCUACCGUCAUACACCUAUGGUGCGAGCCAACAAUUCAGAGCUGAGCUUCCUCCUUCUUGUGUCGCUGAAGCUCUGCUUCCUGUGCUCGCUGGUCUUCAUUGGUCGUCCAUCAGUCUGGGCUUGUCGGUUCCAGCAGGCAGCUUUUGGGAUCAGCUUUGUACUUUGUGUUUCCUGCCUCCAAGUCAAGACCAUAGUUGUUUUGGCAGCGUUCCGCUCAGCUCGACCUGGUGCUGAAGCCUUGAUUAGGUGGUUUGGUCCAAACCAACAGAGAGGAAGUGUCUGCCUUCUCACCUCCAUACAGAUCAUCAUCUGUGCCAUAUGGCUGUCCCUCAGUCCCCCAGUGCCUCAACCUGAUCUGGGUUUCCAGGGGUCAAAGGUCACCCUGAAGUGUGCCAUGGCCUCUGUGGUGGGAUUCUCUCUGGUUCUCGGCUACAUUGGCCUGCUGGCCUCCACCUGUCUCCUCUUGGCCUUUCUUGCUCGGAAACUCCCUGACAACUUCAAUGAGGCCAAACUGAUCACCUUCAGCAUGCUGAUAUUCUGUGCGGUGUGGAUAGCUUUUGUCCCUGCUUAUGUCAGCUCUCCUGGGAAGUAUGUUGUCGCUGUGGAAAUAUUUGCUAUCCUGGCUUCUAGUUAUGGAUUACUGCUCUGCAUUUUUGCUCCAAAGUGUUUCAUUAUUCUUUUGAGGCCUGAAAAAAACACCAAGAAACACUUGAUGGCCAGAUAG
Molecule: messenger RNA, 2661 nt
Organism: Larimichthys crocea (large yellow croaker)
Lineage: Eukaryota; Metazoa; Chordata; Actinopteri; Sciaenidae
Product: extracellular calcium-sensing receptor-like
Exons: 10
Coding region: 1-2661 (886 amino acids)
Biological process (GO): G protein-coupled receptor signaling pathway
Cellular component (GO): plasma membrane
Molecular function (GO): G protein-coupled receptor activity
Source: RefSeq, a predicted model, not a curated record